GCAGUCGUUGUCGAUGAGCGAUUCUUUUUUUCCUCCGCCAACACAUUUUAUAACCUUCUCUCCGCACCACCAUUAUGUCAACCGACAUGCUGGCGCUCCAGAAGGUGCUGCUCAUGGGUCUGCGCAAGUCUGGCAAGAGCAGCAUCCAGAAGGUCGUGUUUGAAGGCAUGCAGCCGCACGACUCCGCCUCCCUCGCCACGACGGUGCAACCGGAGAAGAGCACCGUGCACUCGAACGACUUCGUCAACUUCGAGGUGUGGGACUUCCCCGGUCAAAACGACCCCUUUGACCCGAACAACGCCAACCGAUACGACGUGAACCAGCUGCUCGAAAACUGUGGGGCGAUUGUGUACGUGCUGGAUUGCCGUGAACUGAUCGACGACGCCCGCGCGCGGCUGCUCGACACGAUCAGCGCGGCCUACCGCUACAACCCGGAGCUGUGCGUGGAGGUGUUCGUUCACAAAGUGGACGCCCUCAGCGAGGACCACCAGGCGGAUCUACUGGCGAGUCUGCAGCGGCGCGUGGAGGAGGAGGCGAAGCAACGCCUGGAGAACUUGCAGCCGCUCCGCUUGAACUUCAACCUCACCUCCAUCUACGACCACUCUGUCUUCCAGGCCUUCUCCCUCGUGGUGCAAAAACUGAUCAAGUCGAAGACGCCGUACAUCACGGAGCUGCUGCAGAUGCUCAACUCGAACAGCAACAUCGAUCUGUCGUACCUGUUUCUCAGCUAUUCGAAGAUCUACGUGGCGGUGGAUGAACGAAAUCGACUGAAGUCGCGCACCUACGACCUGUGCAGCGAUGCGAUUGAGGUGGUGGUCAAGAUGAGCCGCAUCUACGCCCGACGCGGAGAGGGCAACAACGGCAACAAUACUAACAGCCAUAACAACAUUCCACUGCGGGACGGCCAGGGUGACGCUGCGCACGCCCUCGCAACGUCGUCCUCGGGCGCGAAUUCGAGUGGUGCUGAGGGGAACGGCGGUGCGGCCGAUGAUGCCCCGCUGUAUCGUGGUGCAAAUGCCGUGAUUCAUCUGAGCAAUGAGGACUGCAUCUACCUGCGCGAGCUGCCAAGCUCGCUGACCUUGGUGCUGAUGAUGAAGCAAACCGACCUGGAGAAUCGCGUUCUGAUUGACCGCAACGUUGACAUAUUCUACAAAGCAGCCUAUGACAUCUUUACGACUAGCGUGACGUAG
Messenger RNA from Leptomonas pyrrhocoris, 1190 nucleotides. RefSeq names its product putative small GTPase. Bases 75 to 1190 code for a protein of 371 amino acids. NCBI's taxonomy places the organism in Eukaryota, Euglenozoa, Kinetoplastea, Trypanosomatida, Trypanosomatidae. The transcript has a single exon. Gene Ontology annotation, biological process: cellular response to starvation; positive regulation of TOR signaling; cellular response to amino acid stimulus. Gene Ontology annotation, cellular component: Gtr1-Gtr2 GTPase complex; lysosome; nucleus. The record is from RefSeq and is a predicted model, not a curated record. Gene Ontology annotation, molecular function: GTP binding; GTPase activity.